AUUUAAAUCAUCCACAGUAAAAGAAUGCAUCCAUACAAUACUGAAGGAGAAGCUGGCCAAUGUACAGUACAUCCCAGAAGAAAUGCCUCAGCUUACAAAGUCUUUAUCAGAGACAAUAAAAGACAGACUGAAAGAGGAGGGAUUUGACAGGUACAAAAUGGUGGUGCAGGUUGUGAUUGGAGAGCAGAGAGGAGAAGGAGUGAAUAUGGCCGCGCGAUGUUUCUGGGAUGCCGACACUGACAGCUAUGCUCACGAUGUGUUCAUGAAUGACAGCCUGUUUUGUGUGGUAGCUGCAUUUGGCUGCUUCUACUACUGAAGAUGGUAACAUUGCACAUGAGGACAGAGGUGGGGGAGAACACUUUAGGGUGGUUUUUGUUAAUGUGCACUAAAGCAUCGUGUUCUUCCUUUAGAACCUAACAAAAUCACAGUUCCGGAAAGCAUGCCCUACACCUGUUCUACACACUACAACAUUCCUUCUUCCUUAUGGAUAUUGAUAUAGCUUUAAGCACAGUAUUAUUAUGUCCUUAAUUUAAAUCGCCCUUUGUUUUUAUGUAGUAUUGGUUUUGUCCUAGAAGUGUAUUGCCAGUAGC
Apaloderma vittatum (bar-tailed trogon) is the source of this 590-nucleotide messenger RNA. It is a transcript of the gene DYNLT2B, whose product is annotated as Tctex1 domain containing 2. NCBI's taxonomy places the organism in Eukaryota, Metazoa, Chordata, Aves, Trogoniformes, Trogonidae. Gene Ontology annotation, biological process: microtubule-based movement. Gene Ontology annotation, molecular function: dynein intermediate chain binding. The record is from RefSeq and is a predicted model, not a curated record. The annotation marks the transcript as partial. Gene Ontology annotation, cellular component: cytoplasm; cytoplasmic dynein complex. The transcript has 4 exons.